Molecule: messenger RNA, 2342 nt
Organism: Pipra filicauda (Wire-tailed manakin)
Lineage: Eukaryota; Metazoa; Chordata; Aves; Passeriformes; Pipridae
Gene: ZCCHC17
Product: zinc finger CCHC-type containing 17
Exons: 8
Coding region: 182-877 (231 amino acids)
Biological process (GO): RNA stabilization
Molecular function (GO): RNA binding; zinc ion binding
Source: RefSeq, a predicted model, not a curated record
CGGGUGGGGGCGGCUGAGGGCGAUGGCGAAGGUUCAGCGCUGCCGCCGUGGGCGCUGAGGGGUCACGGCUGCCCCACGACCCCCGGGCAGCGCCGUGUUGUCCCACCGCGCCGGCAGCCCCGAGGGGAGAUGCGAUAGCCUGCGGUGAACCCAUCUGCCGCUUCUGGGACCUUCGGAGGCGAUGGAGCCGCUGCCCGAGCUCUACGCGAUCUUCCAGGGAGAGGUUGCUGCAGUGACAGAUUAUGGGGCAUUUAUCAAAAUUCCAGGCUGCAGGAAACAAGGCCUUGUGCACAGGACUCACAUGUCCUCCUGCCGUGUGGAUAAACCCUCAGAGAUUGUGGAUGUUGGGGACAAAGUCUGGGUGAAGCUGAUUGGGAAAGAGAUGAAGGAUGACAAACUGAAGCUCUCCCUCUCCAUGAAGGUUGUUAACCAAGGCACGGGAAAAGACCUGGAUCCCAACAACGUUGCCCUUGAUCAGGAUGAGAGGAAGAAACGCACCUUCAGGGACUACACGAGUCAGAAGAUCACCCUGGAAGCUGUUCUGAACACUGUGUGCAAGAAGUGUGGCUGCAAAGGUCAUUUUGCCAAGGAGUGUUUCAUGCAGCCUGGAGGGACCAAGUACAGCCUCAUCCCAGAAGAGGAGGAGGAUGAGGUGGCAGCAGCAGGAGGAGACAAUAAGACCAGCCUGGCUGAGGAGCCUUCAAAAAAGAGGAAAAAGGAGAAGAAGAAGAAGAAGAAGCACAAGGCAAAGGAGUCCUCAGAGUCAGACUCGAGCAGCUCAGACUCGGACAGCUCAGGGGCUCAGCCCUCCAGCAAGAGGAGCAAGCAUUCCAAGGCUCCCAAGAAGAAGAAGAAGAAGAAGAAGCACAGGAAGUAGCCCUGGGAAUGAGCAGGGGCAGGGUGGGAUGCUGGCAUUGCCAGUCCCUGGUGCACACCACGAGCAGCCAGCAGGAACCAGGGACAGAGUUUCCUUCUCAAAGUCACCCAGGCACGUGGUGUUACUGGUGUGUUACAGGUGUGACCUUGCUACAGGUUGUCCUCUGUCACCUUGGCACAGGCUGCCCCUUUCUCCCACAGCUCGUGCCAGGACAGGCUCAUGACACCCUGCAGGGCACCUCUCCCAGGCACCUCACCAGGGCACCUCUCCUGUCCUGCAGCCUCGUGUUCCGCUGGAUGGGCUGCCAGCGGGAGCCUGGGUGACAUCAGCUCCUGCAGGGCUGAGGUGGCACUGCCAGGCUGUCCCCACACUGCUCAGGGACAGCAGAGGGUGUUGCUGGGCCCUGGGAUGGGGCCACGUCCCCCCCUCCUUGGCUUUGGGCUGCAAAGCUGCCCCAGCUCCCUCUUUGUCUGCAAACACUGGGAGUGGAGGAGCGAGAAGCACGUGGGGAGUGGAGAUAUUGUCAGUAAACACUCUACAGUGUUUGCUGCCUUGGAAAGUGAUGGAAAAGAAAUCUCUGCCAUUGCCAUUUCCAGCUGUACUUUGUAGCUGCUCUUUUCUUCUGUCCCCGCCACACUCGGGCAGGGAAGGAACAGGGCACAGACCUGCAGGAAAGGGUUUUUUUGCAAGUCUUGGCUGCUUCCCCAGGUCCCUGGGGUGGGAAGGGGGUGUGUGGUGAGGUAACCCAUAGGAGAAGCUUGGUGCCUUCUGGGAGGGAGCAGCUGGAGCAUAAUCUUGUAACUGGAGCUGAAGGUCAGGGGGAAGGGAUGGCAGGGGCUGGGCAGUGGCCUCAGGGGGUGUCUGCCAGGAGCAGGAGCAGCUCCUCCGUGCUGGGACAGAUGUGGUGAAGGAAUUGGGGAGGUGAGUCUUUCCUGUUGCCUCUGGCUCUACGGGGAGGACAGAGUGGGGUUGGCAACUCCCUGUUGGUGUCACAGCGGGAGGAUUUGGGGUUGCUGGUGCAGCCCGUCCCUUCCCCGUGUGCUUUGCCCUUUCCUGUGCUGCUCACCCCAGUUCCCCAUGGCUGCAUCCCCCCUCGGGGCCAGUUGCCUUCCCAAAACCAGCCACCAAGUGCUCGGGACCUUGAUUCCGGUCCUGCCCUGGUGGAAGGAUCACUCUCCAGGGAAGGAGCUUGUCUGGAUCCUGGGCAAUCCACAGGCAGAGCUGCCGUGGGACUGAACAAAUAUUCCCCCUGGGAAAGCACAUUUCUAACCAUCACAGCCUCUUGUUUCCACAGCUUGGAGAAAUGGGCUCCAGGGAUCAGUGGGCAUUAACCCCAUCCCUGCCAGGGCUGGUUGAACCCUGGGUGGUGGCUGAACACUACAGAUACAGAUGGGCACAUGCCAGACCAGCCUUUUCCAAGCAAACUGACCACAGAGCUGUAACAACACGGCCUUUAUUCUUUUUC